CCAUUCACCACCCAUUCAUUCCAAGGGGCAGUGAAGGGACAGGCUCGUCUUGUACACCAUGAUGGCAGUUAUCAGAAUUAAUAAAAUGUGUCCCUAGAGUAACUUGCAAAUUCCACUCUGUACGAUGACACGGCUAGCGGAUUACUUCGUAGUCGUGGGCUACGACCAUGAGAAGGAAAGGAGUGGUGUCAGCAAUGGCGUCAUUAUCCAACGCUUUCCAGAAAAGGAUUGGGAGGAUACGCCUUUCAUUGAUGGCAUAGAAUGGUUUUGUCAACCUCAAGGAUGGGCUCUUUCUUCAGAACGACAAGAACCUCGGUUCUUUGUCUCAGUUCUCACAGACAUAGACGCCAAGCGGCACUAUUGUGCAUGCCUGUGUUUCAACGAAACUGUUUCAAUAACCCCAAGCAAACCUGUAGACGAGGAAGAAGACCAGGUAGAAGCAGAAAACUCACACCCAAGUCUAAGUGGCAGUUUACCAAGACCACUGCCCACCAUUAUGCAUCACAGUAUAAUGUAUGCUCCAAAGUGCCUCGUCUUGGUUUCACGUCAGGAUUAUAUAGAAACAUUUCGUAACUGCCUGGGAAUCAUGUACACUGUGUAUGUGGAAGGCCUUCCAAUUCCUUUGGAAACCUUAGUCGGCAACAUUUUAGGAUGUAUUCAAGUACCCCCUCCAGGGGGGCCCCAAGUCCGGUUCAGCAUUGGAGCAGGGGACAGGCAAGCCCUCCAGCCCCCACUGAGCCCUUCUCUACCAGUCACUAAUACCUCUGUACAUCUUCUUUUUCAACAAUUAGGAAUUCGAAAUGUCCUGGUCCUUUUCUGUGCUGUUAUGACUGAGCACAAAAUUUUAUUUCAUUCAAAGUCAUAUUCACGUUUGACCGAUGGAUGUCGAGCUUUAAUAGCUUUGAUGUACCCUUUCCGCUAUUGUCAUGUUUACAUUCCGCUCCUCCCAGCUGCACUUGUUGAAGUACUGUCAACACCAACUCCUUUUGUGAUGGGUGUUCACUCUUCAUUGAAGUCUGAAGUGGCUGAAUUGAUGGAUGUAAUCAUGGCUGACCUGGAUGGCGGCUCUAUAUUUGUUCCUGAUGGAAUUUCACUUCCCCUCCUCCCUGAGCCCUUACUCAGUCAAACUUUUGAGUCUCUGAGUAAGGUCCUGCAGCCUGAACUGGCAUGUGCGGAUCAUGCCUUUCCUCCUCUUGCAAUGCGUAUUACACCGCCUGCGGUCCAGGACAAGGAAAUCCGUGCCGUGUUCAUGCGAGCCCUUGCUCAGCUGUUACAAGGCUAUAGAAGUUGUCUGACUAUCAUCAGGAUCCAUCCGAAACCUGUUAUUGCCUUUGCACGGGCAUCUUUCCUGGGUGAGAGGGGCUUCACUGACUGUGAUUUCACCACUCGAGUCUUGGAGUGCAUGUUCUUCACUGGCUUUGUGCAAGACAGAGGCGCUCCGUGGAGACCAUGUGACGUGUGGGAUGAACUGUACAGCAAUAUUGGCGAUCACUUGAGAUUAGAGAGUCAAGACCAGAGGCUGCUGUAUGUCCAUAUUCAGGAGCUGGGACAGCAACUGUACACAAACGAAAGUCCAAACCCUCAACCGUAUGUCCAAAAAAUUUUGAAGCCUCCAGAUGGAGCUUUUGCUCGAAUCCAUCAGCCAGCCUUCCCUCAUAUAGACUGCAGUCAAGUUCAAGCUAUCAUUGAUGACAACAUGAGCAAAAACAAUCUCAAAUCAAGGCUUGCAUCAAUUAAAACUGUUCAACCUCGAAUUGUACCAGUGGGUCCACAUAUCUCAAAUGUAAAUGAUAAUAGACAUAUAGUUAGCAAUUCAGCAAGAAGACUGGAAGUUUUACGUAACUGUAUCAAUUGUAUUUUUGAAAACAAAAUAUCAGAUGCUCGCAAGUCAUUUCCUGCAGUUACAAGGGCAUUGAAGUCAAAAGCAGCAAGACUUGCGCUCUGCUCUGAAUUAGCACAGCAUGUAGUUGGCAAUAAAGCAAUGCUUGAACACCAACAAUUUGAUCUUGUAGUCAAGUUAAUGAACUAUGCUCUUCAGGAUGACUCUGCUAUGGAUGAGCAUGGGGUUGCGGCUGCCUUGCUUCCCUUAGCUACAGCAUUUUGUCGCAAACUUUGUACUGGUGUUAUUCAGUUUGCAUAUACUUGCAUUCAGGAACAUGCAGUUUGGCAGAACCAACAAUUUUGGGAAGCUGCUUUUAAUCAGGAUGUUCAGAAAGACAUUAAGGCAUUGUACCUCCCUCGAAUGGACUCAAGUGUACAUUCACAUGGACCCCACACACCACAUACACCUCAUCAGACCCAUUCCCGUUUAGCCAACUCUGACAUGACCAUCAGUCCAGUAAGCCCAAGAGAGAGCAAAGAAUUUGUAUGGAAAGAUCACCGUUCUAGUUACAAUAGAAUUCAGGAACCCUCUGCGUUGGAAAUUGCAGCUGAGCAAAUGAGGGUGUGGACAACUUAUGAUGCAGAUAAACAGAAGGACCUGGUGUCUAGUGAAGAAGCUACCCUAUACAGUCAAGCAAUUCACUACGCCAAUCGCAUGGUGUAUUUACUAGUCCCCUUGGAUGUAGCUGCUCAGAAGCAUCGCCAAGAUCACACCAUGGAAGAUGAAAGGGCUUCGAAUAGCAUAACAAACAGUGUAGCUGAGAGUGACAGUGCUGAUGCAGAGUCUGGUUUUGAAGAGCAGGACCCAGGAGAAACUGGGGCCACUGUUAUUCGGCUAGUCUCUCGCUUUGUUGACAAAGUGUGCACUGAAGGUGGAGUUUCUCCAGAACAUGUCCGCUGUCUUCAUCAAAUGAUUCCUGGAGUUGUGCACAUGCAUAUUGAGACAUUAGAAGCAGUUCAUCGGGAAAGCAAGAGACUUCCACCAAUACAAAAGCCAAAGAUACUGACCCCAAGUAUGCUACCUGGUGAGGAGAAAAUAAUGGAUGGGCUGAGAGUUUACAUGCUGGCUGAUGGCCGGGAAGAAGGGACCGGGGGCUUGGUCGGUGGGCCACCCUUGCUGCCAGCCGAGGGGGCCAUCUUCAUUACAAAUUAUCGCAUUAUUUUCAAAGGAAUACCGUGUGAUUCUCUUGCUUGUGAACAAGUUGUAGUACGAGCUUUCCCUGUGACAUCACUCACUAAAGAGAAGAGAGUAACUGUGCAGCAAGCAGGUCAUCUCGAUCAGUGCUUGCAGGAAGGGCUCCAAUUGCGAUCUUGCACCUUCCAGCUAAUGAAAGUAGCGUUUGAUGAAGAAGUCACACCAGAAAGCAUAGAGCACUUCCGCAAAAUGAUUCACCGAAUAAGGCAUCCCCCUCAUAUCUUCCAUCACUUUGCCUUCACCGGACAAGUUGCAGUGCCUCAAACACCCCUUCAUAAGGGCAAGGAAGGAAAGAAUGCGACUUUGAGGGGCUUUGCGAAGAAAACAUUGUUGAAAACUGCCAGACGCGCCGGUUUCAAGCCAAAAACUUCUUCUAAACGCCAAAAAUAUGUCCUUCCAAAUGUUACCAAUAGUAAUAAUGUCAACAAGUACAUGACCUCUCCAGGCCGUAUGUCUCUUCCAGUUACUGAUAAUGUUGACUAUGGUGCAGAGGAUGACAUUUCAUUGGACGAAUUUGAGAUACCAGGCCCUGGGCUUGUUCCGCCCUCUGCCCCUACCGAUGCCAAGACUUUAGAGAGGUUGACUGAACGUAGCUAUGUGAGGGAUUGGCAACGACUUGGUCUUAUCAGUAGCACAUCAGCUAGCACUGCUCGCCAAAGAGAGACGUUCCGCUUGACCACUGUCAAUAGCGCGUACAUGAUGUGUCGAAGCUACCCUGCCCUGCUGGUUGUUCCAUGGGCUAUAACUGAUGAGAGCAUUCGGCGCUUCUGUCGCUCCUAUCGCCACGGUCGCAUACCUGUCAUAACUUGGCAGCAUCCAAGAACCAAAGCAUUGCUGCUUCGUGGUGCAGGUUAUCACGGCAAAGGUGUCAUGGGCAUGCUGAAGGGUCAUCCCACUGCUACAGUGUCAACAUCCGAAAGCACCUCUUCCAUUGAGCAGGAAAAGUAUUUAUCAGUGCUGGUAUCAUUCACACCCAUCGCUGUAAUGCGGCAAGGUGCUGCGUGGGACAACUCUGACUCCAACUUGAGCAUUGACUCGCUCUUGUUAGCUGCAGAAGAUCAUGGUGGGAUUGCCAAUGGCCUCACCAACACUUUGACUCCAGAAAUAGCUCGGCGGUCCAAUCCUUUCAACAAGGCCAUGGGCACUUUAGGUAUGUUCCCUCGUGGCAGUGGUGGAAAGGGUGGUCCCAAGACUUUUGGAAGAUGGGGCUCUCUCAAGGAUCGGCGCAACAGUUCACAGGGUUCUUUGACAAACUUGCCCGUGCCGCAUCGUGGCAAUGUGAGGCAUUCGGCAGACUCUGAUUCAGGCACAGAGUGUGUCCAGACUUUCCAGAGGGCUGCACUCUACAUUCUGGGCGAGAAGGCUCAAAUGAAGGGAGGCAAAGCGGAGUCUUCCCCCAAAACUGAUUUUAUUCCCGUGGAGUAUGCUGAUGUGAGGCACACCAAAGCAGCAUUCAAGAAAUUGAUGCGUGCGUGUAUACCGAGUUCUCCUGAUCCAGAACCAGAACAUACUUUCCACAAACUGAUUGAGAGUUCAGAAUGGCUGCAGCAAAUCCAAAAUAUCAUGCAAUUAUCUGGGGCGAUUGUAGAUUUGUUGGAUGUGCAAGGAUCUUCCGUCAUGCUGUGUCUUGAAGAUGGUUGGGAUGUUACUGCCCAGGUUUCAUCUGUUGCUCAGCUUUGCUUGGAUCCUUACUACCGAACCAUUGAAGGAUUCAGAGUUUUGAUUGAGAAGGAGUGGUUGGCAUUUGGUCACCGUUUUUCUCACCGAAGUAACUUGUCAGGACCCUCCCAGGCCAGCAGUUCAGGAUUUGCCCCAACAUUCCUCCAGUUUUUGGAUGUUGUUCAUCAAAUUCAGCAACAAUUUCCUCUUGCCUUUGAGUUCAACGACUUUUAUCUCCGCUUUCUUGCCUACCAUUCCGUGUCUUGCCGCUUCCGCACCUUCCUUCUUGAUUGUGAACUUGAGCGGGUAGAAGUUGGGAUUGCUGCGGUCGAAGAUAAGAGGGGGUCCCUUACCUCCCACCAUAAAGGGGUUGACACUGCUGGCUCUGAUGAUGAUAUGGUGUAUCCUGGUGGAAGGUUGGCGGGUACAAGCCAAGGGCCGAACCUCGGCCAAUCUUUGUUCGAUUACAUUGAGAAACAGCAUGCCCGAUCACCACUUUUCUUCAACUUCUUGUAUGCAUCUGAUUCUGAAAAUCCAGUCUUGAGGCCUCAAUCUCUUCUCCCAAGCUUGGAUAUUUGGAGUUACUACACUAGUGAGCAACUGUCUCAUGGCCCUGCAUAUGACUUAGAAGUCAUCCAGCAAGAUUCUCAGCAAGAGGAAGAGAAUGAGGCGGCUGAUGGUAUCUCUCCUCAUUCCGGUCGACGAGUGGUUUCACUUGGUUAUGAUAUGAUUGACAAUCUUGUACCGAAUGCCUUUUCAUUUUUGCUGGAAGAAGUUCACCGCCUGGAAGCUGAGUUGGGUCAUCUGCCUCAAAAGUGGAAAGUGCUGUGGGACAAACUGGAGCUUCCCACCACCGACUCUUUGACGAGGCAUGCUUCGUUCAGCACUCAGCUUGUGCGCUCGCAUGGCAGACUUCUGCAUAAGAGGUCAACACUUGAAAUCUUGAUGAGGGGAAAGAUUGCUGGUGCUCAGGAUGCUCCCCAUGUCUACUCCCACCCCCAUCGGUUUGAUCGUUACUCCUAUACCACUCCAAGCUACUGCGACUAUUGUUCCAAUGUGUUGUGGGGACCUGUGAAGACUGGUUUGCGCUGUAUGGAUUGUGGGUAUAGUUGCCAUGACAAAUGUCAAGAGCAUGUACCUAAAAGUUGCACCAAGUACAAAGCAGUCUCUGACCCAAGUAAUCCUAAUCAAACAUUGACACGAAAUGGUGGUGAUAAUGGAUCUGUGAAUUCAAGUAUAGCCACAAUGCAAACGUCUUCCCAGCAGUACUAUGAUCAGUUUUCUUCUAACGUGGCAGAGAAUCGCACUCAUGAGGGCUAUUUGUACAAACGAGGUGCCUUGUUGAAAGCAUGGAAGCAAAGAUGGUUUGUUCUAGAUUCCAUCAAACAUCAACUGAGAUACUAUGAUGCCAUGGAAGAUUCUCAGAGUAAAGGAUACAUUGAUUUAGCAGAAGUGAUGUCUGUAAGCCCAGCUCCACCAGCUCCUGGCCCCCCGAAAAAGACUGAUGACAAGUCCUUCUUUGAUCUGAAAACAAGCCGAAGAACUUACAAUUUCUGUGCUACUGAUAAUGCUGCAGCACAGGAAUGGAUUGAAAAGCUUCAAGCCUGCUUGCAAUAAUUAACUACUAAGUACCUUUAAGGAAAUUGCCAGCAAUGCUAUUGCCAUGAUGUCUGUAUGUCCUUUAAUCAUAUAAAAUAGGACAAGUCUUUUGUUGUUCCUUUAUGUUUGUAAUUGAAACUUGUAUAGGUUACUCAUAUAUUUCAAUUUAUUUCCCAUGUAUCUUUUUUUAUGUACAAAAGCUUUUGUUGCACUCUACGUAUCUUGUCAAUGCUGUAAAUAAGACUAUUUGUUACCUUUUAAGAUGUAAUCUCUGUAUAAAACACUUUAUUGUAAAUUGAAUUUAAAGCUUUAUGUUGCACAUGGAAAGAAAAGUUAGAUAGGUACAGCUUUCCGUUUGUUAAAUGUUAAUUCAUAAUGUAUUUACAAACUUCCCUGUUACUGUUAAUGUUACUUUUGUUUUGGACCAUAGUAGUUCGGAUUUGGCUCUGCCACCGUUCUCAGUUAAUUAGCAAUUUAAUCUUGUUGAAGUUUUAAUACUGUUAUUGCACAGUGGGGAUCGUUUCCAGGUCAUGGUAUUGUCAGAUAGUUGUCAUGAUUUUAUCUUAGGUUUAUAAUUACGCUUCACCUUCAAUUCAUUUGAAACUUCAUAUUUGCCCAUCCCUUAGGUUUCAAAAGUAUGAGAGAAAUCUUUGAUGGGGCCUACAUAUCAAUGCCUUUGUAUGUGUUUUUAUCUUGUUGACCAUGUAAUGAAAAGUAUAUCUGUGGGAGACAUUUAUUUGUUGCAAGACAAUACUUCAUUAUUGAACUUCAAAGAUUAAGAAAGUGCUAUUUUUAUACACAAUUGGUAGAAGAGAUGUCAAGCCUUUUGAGGUCCCUAUGAUUGUACUGUAAGUCCACAAAUUUUACCUCACAGUGCUCGAGGGCUCUCAGGACUCCAUUGUUCGUGAUAAGAUUUUAUGUUUUAUGUGUGCUUGAGAUCAAAUGUAAACAUACUGAGCUUCAUGUGAAGACGCAAUCUUAAAGAGAUUGUUUUGUUAGAGAUUGCUGCUGCAGUCAGUUGUCUUUCAAUUUUACUUUUUAUUUGUUUAUAUGGAGUCAUUUAAAUAAACACAUUCCUCAAAUUUAUUGCAUCAUAGGUUCAACGGUUUUAAUUCAAAUUCAGCAAGACAAAUUAAAGAUUGUGUCAACCUAAAGUUGCACUGGCCAGUUUUCCUAAUCAAAUGACAAUCAUUUUCAAAUACUUCUGUAAAAUCUUUCUUAUUUUUGCAUAAAAUUGUUACAGGUCUCUAAUCGUUUUGCUUUUUUGUGUUCUUAUUGAUGUUGCUGAUUGUUAAUGUCUGCGGUGUCACUCUAAAAAUGUGUUUCUGUUCUCUUUUAAAUGGGCAUCAAAGUACCUAUACUACCAUUUCUGCCAUCCCACAAUAACUGACUUUAGUACUCUGAAAUGUCAGUUGUCUCAGUUUUGUUACAAAAAUCAAGCAAAAAUAAAUGUUAAAGUUCUGUGAAAGCCUGACUGAUAAUUUACUUAUUUCUUUUCUUAAGACAUAUUUAUUGCUGUAGAAUAGAUUGCUUUAGAACUUAAGUUACAUAUACUUGACGGUUAAAGCAUGCACUGAAUGAUAUCUUCAUCUGAUAAUUUUGUAGGCUUUCUGUGAUUUUCUGUGCGCAGCCUGUUUUAUGUGUAUUCUUGGUAUAAGUCACUUUCAUCUUUCUUUUUUUUUUUUUUACUUCAAUGAUGACUUAUGGAAGUUUUGUGUGUGAUAAUAUUCAGUGCCAAAUGUGAAAUGGUUAGCAUCUCUCUGAAAAAGGCCCUUAUAGGCUUUUAAUUCUGCAGAAAUGAUGUCAUGGGGCACUUGCUAUAAUGGGAUGUAGGUACCUAAGCAAAAGAUAUGGCUCAAAUUAAAUACUGUUAUGUUUUUCUGCACUAGUGUUAUUUUUAUGUCUAUGAGAUGGCAGACAAGUUUUUAAAAAAUAUUCCUUUCUAGUGGCAGUUGGGCUCUCUAACACAUUUGUUCAACGGCUCAAACUUUUUGACAGGAAUUUCCUCAUUAUAACGUUCUUCCAAGUUCAGAAAGAAAGUAUGGUCGUAAAAGCUGGACUAAUAAUUGAUCAAUUUCCAGAUUGUUUGCUUGUAUGAAGCUCUCUGUAAGUGAAAGUGUGCUGUUUCUUGCUAAGCAAAACUCUUCCUUUGAUGUGUUUUUACACUUGCCCUCUGGUUACUUACAUUUUAAAGGAAUGCUAUGGAUAGUGUUUAUUACCCCAACGAAGCAAAGCAAUUUCUGAAUUUCUUACAGUCUUAGGUGAUGCUGAUACGUUUUGAUUUGUUUAAGUGUAUGACUGCUUUAGGAAAUUAUUUUCCCACUUUUCUACUUUUCAAUAGGACAAGUGGGAUGAUUUUAAAUACUUGGUUGAUUCAGUUUAGUCAAAGGAAAGGGUAAGACUGAAACAAUCCACUUUAUUCUCCUGAAAUAAUUUGCAAAUUCAUGAACUUUCUCCACUUUUGAUGGAAGGAAAACCAUAUGCUGAUAUAUUGGCUUACGGGUAAUACAACGUAUAUGCAUGUUGUAGUCUGUUUAUGUGUUUAUGCCAUUAUUAAAUGUGUUUUUGAUUGUAUAAAUAUCCUGCAAUUUGUAAUUAUAUGCUUUUCUACCCCAUAAUGCUAAGCAGCAUGUUUUCCACUAAUUUCCAUUUUUAUAAUCAUUUAUGAAAGAAGAAAAUCUUUUUUAAAAUCAAUGCAAUAAUUUUACAAUGGAUGAAGGGGAUCUCUUGAGAGAACAAUGUGAGGGUUCUAUAGAGAUGCUCCACUUUUGGACAAUAAUCUAUAGGUUGUUGUUUCUUAAAUUUUUUUGUCGCAUUCCAUUGGCCUACCAUUUUGAUAAUUUUUGUUAUAAUUGCAUAUAUUUGGCGCCGAAACCCAUUAAAAAUCACAGCUGGAACAUAUCAGCAAGGAAACAUGUCAUCUGUGGCCCACAAGUCACAGUCCUGUACUGUUGAGAUAGUCAUAUAUCAUCACGCAUACAGUGUUGUUAACAAUUAAUGAGAUGCAUGCAAGCUAAAUAGAAGGAGAAAUAACUUUAUUGUGAUUGUCUAUGUAAACAUUGUGUACCAAAUAAACUCAUGGUGUUAUUGCAGCAAGCAA
Messenger RNA from Thrips palmi, 9434 nucleotides. It is a transcript of the gene Sbf, whose product is annotated as myotubularin-related protein 13. Bases 125 to 6352 code for a protein of 2075 amino acids. The record is from RefSeq and is a predicted model, not a curated record. The transcript has 30 exons. Lineage: Eukaryota; Metazoa; Arthropoda; Insecta; Thysanoptera; Thripidae.